Messenger RNA from Scomber scombrus (Atlantic mackerel), 1492 nucleotides. Its product is annotated as nuclear receptor subfamily 5 group A member 2-like. Lineage: Eukaryota; Metazoa; Chordata; Actinopteri; Scombriformes; Scombridae. Gene Ontology annotation, cellular component: RNA polymerase II transcription regulator complex. The transcript is spliced from 6 exons. The record is from RefSeq and is a predicted model, not a curated record. Gene Ontology annotation, biological process: hormone-mediated signaling pathway; tissue development; regulation of transcription by RNA polymerase II. The coding region runs from base 1 to 1407 and encodes 468 amino acids. Gene Ontology annotation, molecular function: zinc ion binding; RNA polymerase II cis-regulatory region sequence-specific DNA binding; nuclear receptor activity.
AUGGAGUACAGACAUGAUGUUGAUGUGGAGGAGCUGUGUCCAGUCUGUGGAGAUAAAGUCUCUGGAUAUCACUACGGUCUGCUGACCUGCGAAAGCUGCAAGGGCUUUUUCAAAAGAACGGUUCAAAACAACAAGAAGUAUAUCUGUGCAGAAAACCAGGAGUGCAGAAUUGAUCAAACUCAGAGGAAACGGUGUCCCUUCUGCAGGUUCCAAAAGUGUCUUCAUGUUGGCAUGCGACUGGAAGAUCGCAUGCGAGGAGGCCGAAACAAGUUUGGCCCCAUGUACAAACGUGAUCGAGCUCUCAAGCAGCAGAGAAAGGCUUUGAUACAAGCCGGCGGAUUCAGAAUGGAGAGCAGUCCACCUCUGGUCUCCUCAGCCCACCAGAGAGACUCUACCUAUACUGCCGGCCUCCACCCUCUUCCCAUCCUCAGCACCACCCCACUACCCACAGCACAGAAUGACUGCAUCAGCUACCAAAUACCAUCACUGUUUACACUCCUGCCCUCCAACUCACCUGGCGCCACCCAGUACCAGUGCACCUCCUCCACCUUUUCAAACUGGACCGUCAAGUCAGAGCACACCAACAUCUGUACAAGUUCACCAGACUCCGCCGCGGGAAUCUACACGGACUCAGAUGAGGUGUACUCGAGACCUUUUUCUCCACAUGGUCCCAUGAUGCCUCAGCUGGUGAUGGAGUUUAUGCGCUGUGAUACAGAUGAGCUACAGCUGCGGAAUAAGAUUAGUGCUCGCCUACAGCAGGAGCAGAGCGGCUGUGAGAAACACAAGAACCUCAACACCUUCAGCUUGAUGUGCCUCAUGGCUGACCAGACACUGUUCUCCAUCGUGGAGUGGGCUCGCAGAUCCAUCUUCUUCAAACAGCUGAAGGUGACCGACCAGAUGAAGUUGCUUCACAGCUGCUGGAGUGAACUGCUGCUCCUAGACAUCAUCUCCAGACAGGUCCUACACUACAAAGAGGACAGUGUGCUCCUGAUCACUGGACAGGAAUUGGAGCUGUCAGCCAUAGCUUCUCAUGCCAAUCCCACCUUGGCCAGCUUGGUCCAGAGAGGACAGGAGCUAGUUGAAAGGCUCACAAUUCUAAAGGUGGACCGUGAAGAGUUUGCCUGCAUUAAAUUCCUCCUCCUCUUUAAUCCAGAUGUGAAACAGCUUGAAGACCAUCCAUUCAUAGAGAGUGUCCAGGAGCAGGCUGAAGGAGCUCUGCUGGAGUACACACUGUGCACCUCCUCUCAGAGCCUCGGACGGUUUUCUCAUCUGCUGAUGUUUUUGUCAGAAUUACGCUCGCUCAGCACCCUCGCUGAAGAUUACCUGUACUGCAAACACCUGAGUGGUGAGGUGCCCUGCAAUAACCUGCUCAUUGAGAUGCUCCACGCCAAGCGCAGCUGGGCAUGAAGACUGGGCAGGUCUGUGAUUGUCUGCAUGUUACUAUAUGUAAACAUUAAGUUGUGAUGAAUGUGUUUUCUGUGCUUUAAGAGCA